AUGCGACGCGUUCUUAAAAAUUUGAAUUUUUCAUUUAAGAAGUGUAAUGACGGGCGCAAAUUUUUAAUGGAACGUUUAGACAUAGUUGCUCUACGGUGCACAUUCCUCAGAAAAAUGUGCACACUGCGUAAAAAUAACGAUAGUCGCCCUGUUGUUUAUGUUGAUGAGACUUGGGUUAAUCAAAAUCACUCACGAUCCAUUAUUUGGCAGAACAAUGAAGGUACGGAAGGAUUAAAGGUUCCAAUUGGCAAGGGGGGUCGACUGAUUGUGUGUCACGCAGGAUGCGCCCGCUACGAUUUUAUUAAGGAUUCAAAAUUAGUUUUUCGUAGUAACACUGGUAAUACUACAGACUACCAUAACCAAAUGAAUGCUGAGGUGUAUAAAGAGUGGUUUUUUGAUUUACUCAAUCAUCUUGAAGAGCCCUCUAUUAUUGUUAUGGAUAACGCUUCAUAUCAUUCGACCUUGGCUGAAAAUUAUCCUAAGAGUAAUUCUAGAAAAUCGGAUGUACAAAAAUGGCUUAAAGAUAAAAAUAUUCCCUACAGUAAUCUAGAAACAUUAGCCGAACUCAAAAUGAAGGUGAAAAAUAUAAUGCCACGUGAAAAAUCGUAUCUCCUUGAUCAGUUGGCAUAA
Metopolophium dirhodum (rose-grain aphid) is the source of this 630-nucleotide messenger RNA. RefSeq lists its product as uncharacterized. Gene Ontology annotation, molecular function: nucleic acid binding. The coding region runs from base 1 to 630 and encodes 209 amino acids. The transcript has a single exon. NCBI's taxonomy places the organism in Eukaryota, Metazoa, Arthropoda, Insecta, Hemiptera, Aphididae. The record is from RefSeq and is a predicted model, not a curated record.